Messenger RNA from Betta splendens (Siamese fighting fish), 3224 nucleotides. Its product is annotated as macoilin-1. The coding region runs from base 166 to 2007 and encodes 613 amino acids. Gene Ontology annotation, cellular component: rough endoplasmic reticulum membrane. The record is from RefSeq and is a predicted model, not a curated record. NCBI's taxonomy places the organism in Eukaryota, Metazoa, Chordata, Actinopteri, Anabantiformes, Osphronemidae. The transcript has 11 exons. Gene Ontology annotation, biological process: neuronal signal transduction.
UGCAGGCCGAAGGCUGCCAGGAGCAAGUUGACGCCCACGCUGCUGAAGCCGUACCUCUUGAGGAAGGUCAUGAGGAACCCGAAGCCGAUGAAGAUCAUGACGUGCACAUCCUGAAACACUGCACGCAUACAGAAGACAAGCGCGUACACCUUCCUGAAGUUCAUCAUGAUGUGGACGCUGGUGCUGCUGGCAGAUUUCGUCCUUGAGUUCCGGCUGGAGUACCUGUGGCCGUGCUGGCUCUUCUUCGGGAGCGUCUACACCACUUUCCACUACCACGGGCUGGUGAUUUGUGUUGUUUUCGUGUGCGCCGCCUUCACUCUGGACAUCUUCUGCUUAAUAUUUGUCCCUUUGCACUGGCUGUUCUUCGUGGCGAGCACAUAUGUGUUGUUCAACUACAUCUGGCACACAGAGAAGGGAAUCUGCAUAUCCACGGUGUUCCUGUGGAUCCUCCUCGUGUACACGGAGGCUUCGCUCAGACUAAAGGAACUGAAAACCUCUCACGCGAACCUUUCCCACCUUUUUGCUGCACACUGCAUUGGAUAUCCUGUCGUGUAUCUGGGCUUUGACGCCACCUGCUAUUUCACCAACAUCUUUAAGCUGCGCAUACAGAAAGCCGUGCAGAGCGAGAACGACUUCCACAUGCACCUCCUGCAGCACUCGCUGCCUCCAGGCCUGCAGGUUUACCCCAAGACCAGCACAGACGGCAGCAGCAACUCAAAGUGGAGGGUGAAGCCUGACUCCAGCCAGUACCAGUGUCAGAACGGCGCCGUGGUGACCCAGGAUGACGCGCACACGCUGGACUGCCUCCAGAUCCGCAGCGAGGAGCGCGCAGCGGAGAAGGGAGCGCAGGAGGCGAAGCCGGAAUCGCACCGCCGCCCGUGUGCUCCCAAACACGCUGCCGGCGAGGCCAGAGACCCCCCCCACAGCGCGGCGGCAGCACCGGAGGCCUGCUCGGCUCCAGAUAAUCUACCUCAGGAGGAGCCGGGGAGCAGGGCUCCUCGCCCGGCGAAGAGCGCCUCGCCCAAAGCACGCAGGAGCAGCACCAACACCAACACCUCCUCACCGCCGGUGGGUCGGAAUGAGAGGAAACAGAGGUCCGGCUCCAAAACGGUCAGUCCCAGCCGGGACGGGCCGGACAGAGGCGCCGCGGCGCCGCAGGGCCACCACGCUGAGCAGAUGAGCAGGCUGGAGCUGGAGCUGAGGAGGCUGAGGGCGGAGCUGCAGGCGAGCAGGCAGAGCGAGCAGGAGCUGCGCAGCCACGUCUGCAACCUGACCAACAGCGAGAGGAGCCUGAGGCCCGAGGUGUCCCUGCUCCGGCAGUCCAACAUGCUGCUCCAGAGCAAGAUCCUGUGUCUGACUAAAACCAAGCAGCGGGACAAGCAGGCCAGCGCCGUGCUGGAGAAGAAGGCUCGGGCCGAGGCCGACGCCCGUCUCGCCGCCGAGAAGCAGUUGGCCGAACUCCACGCGCAGAAGCUGGAGGAGGCUGCCAGCGCGGCGCGGAGCCUGAGCAAGAGGCAGGAACACUCUGAAACCCAAAUGUUAAGGAAAAGGGUUAAAGAUCUAGAGACAGAGUACAAACAACUGCAGCUGGAGUGUCAAGUCAAAGAGUGUCGUGUGAUAGACCUAGAGAGUGAUGUUGAGGCUUUGGCCAAGUACCGCUGCGUGGAGAAGGAGACGGACAUGCUGCUGUCCACCCUGUCCGCCAUGCAGGAGAACGCUCAGCAUCUGGAGUACAACCUGAGCGCCGAGACCCGCAUCAAGCUCGACCUGUUCUCCGCUCUGGGAGACGCCCGCCGGCAGCUGGAAAUCGCUCAAGAUAAGCUGAUGAAGCAGGAGCGCGAGAUAAGGGAGAUGAAGCAGAAGAUCGCCGAGGUGAUGGCCGUCAGCCCCGGCGUGUCCUACGUGGCCCCGCGGCCCCCGAUGCCGCAGUAUCUCACCAAGCUGCUCAACUCGGAGCGCUACGUGCUGAAUCCACGAGCGCUCAUGUACCAGUGUCUGAAGAAAUGAGGGACGCCGGCGCCUCCAUCAGACGCUCACGCCGCUCCACGCCGGAGUGCAGUGGGUUCUAUCGCCAUGAAGUCAUCCACUUCCAACCGCGAGCGAGAGCCGAACAAGCCUCCGCAGGUCAAAUGCCUUUCGCUGCAUGGUGCUAACUUGACAGACUUCAUAUCCUCCGCAACAGGCGUUGACGAGUCUCUCCCCAGAAUAACCAGCUGCUGUGAGAAGUUCCAUUUAUUUAUUUUUUAAACUCACACAGGAGCCGCCAGCGAGAGACAAACACAAAUCCACGGGUCAUUCACACAAUAACAUGACGUGUUGUGAUCACAGAUGAUGUCAGAUCAGCAAAUUAUUUUAGUUAUUGUUGUAGAAUAAUGUUAAUCUGCCACAAAGUUCAGUUUUAGAGCUGAUUAGGAAAAGCACAGGAGUCAUAUCUUUCAUGUAAGAACUAAUAUCUCUAAUAGCGUCUUAUCACAGUUCUCUGAGGACAUCACCAUAAAUCAAAUAUGCAACAGAUGUUCUUGUGUGUUCCUGUAAAUAGUGGCUCGUUAUUCGCCAGCAGACUUUUGUAAUCGGACCCUCUGAACCUGGACCGUACCUGACGGGAGUUAGCUAAUGUGAUGCUGUCGGUUGAGGGGGGGCACCUCCAGCUUUGUUUCCACUGACGGCAGCUGAGAGAAAAGGCGCGAGAAGGUGAACUGACUUGAAAAAGGGAGAUUGGCUUGUGAAUUUAAUUACUGUGCCUAUAUACAAUGCUUUCAGAUGGGAAGUAGGACAGAGUAAAUGUUCAAGAGUAAUGUGUUUGAAGUGCUAUGUACUGUUCAGUAGGGUUUCUAUAUGUUUUCUACUCACUGUACAGAAUUGAAAAUAUGAAACACUCAUGAACUGGAUGUCACCAUUUUUGGUAGCUUUUAUUUAAAAUGUGUUUCUAGGGUGUUUUAUAUAAAAACAUUUUUUUAGUCUUGCUGUACUUUUUAUUAUUCUGCUGUAAUUUUGUACGGCAACGUGUUUGUCAGCAUGAGGUGUGUUUUAUUCUGCUGUUAUAUGAGCACACAUUGUGACUUUCAGUAUGUACAUGAAUAUAUUUGUACAAGGGCUACAGUUUCUAAAGGUUUUGAACAAAUAAUUGUUAAUUCAAAUGGUGAUGGUCUAAGAAGAGAUCACACUCCUGAUACACCAGAAUGGCAUUUUUGUAAAAAUAAUAUAAAAAAUUCAAUUUUGUCCCA